Messenger RNA from Lactuca saligna, 1743 nucleotides. NCBI's taxonomy places the organism in Eukaryota, Viridiplantae, Streptophyta, Magnoliopsida, Asterales, Asteraceae. The record is from the annotation of a GenBank genome assembly.
CUUUCCUAAUUUUUUAUUAUUGAAACCAUUGGUGGUUGAGAAAGUUAAAAAAGUUUUAUAAAAAUCUAUAAAUUUAACCAAUUUUCAGUUUAACUAAAACUUUUGCUUACAGAAAAAAUAAAACGUAUAAGUUUAUCAAAAUUUGUUUUUUUAACUGUUUACCAAUAAUUAACCACAAAUCCAAUUAUCGAACAAAAUUAUAUAUUUCUUUUUCUGAAAAAGCCAUAGUUUUUAAAGGAAAAAAAAUAAAACAUUUGAUUUAAGAGAACAAAACAAAGUUUUAUAUCUUUCAUGAAAUUAACCUUUUAUCUUUAGCCACCUUCUCCUUGAAAAUGUUUUGGCUAGCUUUUAAUUCUUUCAAUUUCUUAUUAUUAAUGGUUUAAUUUGGCAAAUAUCAGCCACAAAUUACCAUGACACGUACUCCUCCUCAAUCCACCAGUAGAAAUCAGACAUUCUUCAACCAGAUAAGGCCUAGAUAAGGCCUACGUUCUCUCAUCCCUCAGAUGGAUACUCGCUUCAUCCAACGGCCAAAAUUUCCUCGCUUAUCUAAUCCCUUCACACCCAUCAAACUCUAUACAUCACGCCACACUUCUUGCCCACUACACACAAGUCACAACCCACCACCACCACCACCAAUGGCAACCGCCGCAUCUGCCGCCGCCGCCUCCUCCUUCAUCGGAACCCGUCUCCCGGACCUACAUUCCAACUCCGGCCGAGUUACAGCUAGAUUCGGAUUCGGAAAGAAGAAAGCCGCCCCCAAAAAAGCAUCGAGAACCGUAACAUCUGAUCGCCCCUUAUGGUAUCCCGGCGCAAAAGCACCGGAGUAUCUAGACGGGAGUCUGGUCGGAGACUACGGGUUUGACCCUUUCGGUUUAGGUAAACCGGCAGAGUAUUUACAGUUUGAUUUGGACUCGUUGGAUCAAAACUUAGCGAAGAAUUUGGCCGGAGACGUGAUCGGAACCCGGUUCGAAGAUGCGGAUGUGAAAUCGACACCUUUCCAACCAUACAGCGAAGUGUUCGGGCUUCAGAGGUUUAGGGAGUGCGAACUCAUCCAUGGCCGGUGGGCUAUGUUGGCUACCCUCGGCGCUCUCACCGUUGAAUCCGUCACCGGUGUUACAUGGCAAGAUGCUGGAAAGGUUGAACUAAUCGAUGGAUCAUCGUACCUUGGUCAACCACUCCCAUUCUCUAUCACCACUUUGAUCUGGAUUGAGGUUUUGAUCAUCGGCUACAUUGAGUUUCAAAGAAACGCUGAGCUUGAUCCUGAAAAGAGGUUAUACCCCGGUGGUCCGUUUGAUCCGUUGAACUUAGCCGCCGACCCCGAGAAGAAAGCCAUCCUACAACUGGCGGAGAUCAAGCAUGCCCGUCUUGCCAUGGUGGGAUUCCUUGGGUUUGCCGUUCAAGCAGCGGCCACCGGAAAAGGUCCUCUCAACAACUGGGUUACUCAUUUGAGUGAUCCACUUCACACUACUAUCCUUGACACCUUUGGCUUCUUCUCGUAAAAUCGUUUUUUGGAGAUUCCGUUGAUAAAUAUAUAUCAUCACCGAUGUAGUUUUAUGAUUACGUCUAUCUUGUAAAGUUUGUAACUUUUGACAAAUCAAGCGGAACAAUAUAUUGCUUUUUAUUGUCACUUCGCAUGGAUCGAACCUAUGACACUUGUUUUUGUCAAUGAUGAGGGGAAAUCUGUAUAAACCGUUUGCUUUUGAUAUUUAAAUAAAGAAUAAUGAAUAUACAUUAAUUAACUAA